CGAACACAGAUCGACUCGUACACUGUCGACGUGGGAGUCUGAUUUCUCUUAAGAGUCGGCCUCAAAUAGUGCUAUUAGAAGGGAACAGUCAUGCUGGACUUUGCAAUAUUUGCUGUGACAUUUAUUGUCGUUUUGGUUGGAGCAGUUGUGUAUUUGUACCCGUCAUCCAGAAGAUCCUCCGACAUCCCUGGUCUCAAUCCCUCCGAUGAGAAGGAUGGCAACCUGCAAGACAUUGUGAACCGAGGCGGUCUACAUGAAUUCCUGGUGGCUUUACACGAGGAGUUUGGCUCUGUGGCUUCAUUCUGGUUUGGUCGGCGGCUGGUGGUUAGCCUGGGAUCUGUCGACCAGCUGCGGCAACACAUCAACCCCAACCACACAACUGACUCCUUUGAGACGAUGCUGAAGUCGUUACUCGGUUACCAAUCGGGCGAAGGGGUCACCGAAGCCGUCAUCAGAAAAAAGAUGUAUGACAACGCCAUCAAUGAGACGCUCAAGAAAAACUUUUCUUUGGUUCUCAAGUUAAUUGAGGAGUUGGUUGGAAAGUGGGUGUCUUUCCCAGAGGGUCAACACAUCCCACUAUGUGCCCACCUGUUGGGUCUCUCCAUGAAGACCGUCACCCAGCUCGCUCUCGGCGAGCGCUUCGGCGAAGACGCCCAAGUCAUUUCCUUCCGCAAGAAUCACGACGCGAUCUGGUCUGAAAUUGGGAAAGGUUACUUGGACGGCGCCCAGGAGAAGAGCUCCAGCCGAAAGACGCUCUAUGAGACAGCGCUGACGGAGAUGGAGUCCGUGUUGCUGUCUGUGGCCAAGGAGAGAAAAGCCAAUAAGAGGCAGAUGGUGUUUGUGGACAUGCUGCAAAAGUCGUCUCUCACAGAGCGACAGAUCAUGGAGGACUGUAUGGUGUUCACUUUGGCCGGAUGCGUCAUCACCGCCAACCUGUGUAUCUGGGUUCUUCACUUCCUGUCCACCUCGGAAGAAGUCCAGGAUAGGUUGUAUCAGGAGCUGGAAGAGGUUUUGGGUUCCGAUCCUAUUACCUUAGACAAGAUCCCUCAGCUCAAAUACUGCCAGGAGGUGUUGAACGAGACGGUGAGAACUGCAAAGUUGACUCCCGUUGCUGCCCGACUUCAGGCAUUGGAUGGAAAAGUUGAUCAGCACGUCAUCCCCAAAGAGACACUGGUGAUCUAUGCUUUGGGUGUAGUACUGCAAGAUUCCAACACCUGGAGCGCUGCAAGAAGAUUUAACCCAGAUCGGUUUGAGGAAGAUUCAAGCAGAAAGACUUUCUCUCUGCUUGGUUUCUCUGGAAAUCAGACGUGCCCAGAACUUAGAUUUGCGUACACGAUAGCUACCGUCAUGCUCAGCACAUUAGUGCGGCGGAUGAGGCUUCGUCAGUUGGAGGGUCAAGUCCUGGAGGUCAAAUCCGAGCUGGUUUCAGCACCAAAGGAAGAAACCUGGAUCACUGUCAGCAGGAGAAGUUCAACUUAGUCGUUUGUAGAUUUUUUGAUUGGCAGCGGCUCUGAUCAACUUGUACAGUUGCAUCUCCACUGAGUUGUGAUAUGCGUGGUUCAUCGUAUUUUCACAUUUUUUCCUUUGACUUUUCAGAAUACAGGAAUGGUGUACUAAAAAUUUAAAAUCCUGGGAUUUAAAAAAAUCAUUUCAGUAAAUGU
Molecule: messenger RNA, 1661 nt
Organism: Syngnathus acus (greater pipefish)
Lineage: Eukaryota; Metazoa; Chordata; Actinopteri; Syngnathiformes; Syngnathidae
Gene: cyp20a1
Product: cytochrome P450 20A1
Exons: 13
Coding region: 91-1479 (462 amino acids)
Cellular component (GO): membrane
Molecular function (GO): heme binding; monooxygenase activity; iron ion binding
Source: RefSeq, a predicted model, not a curated record